GAAGGGUGGACGUGCAGCCAUGAAGUUGCCUUUCUUCAUCUUGCUUGCCAUCUGUUUGAUCGAGUCAAUAUUCGCAAGAAACUUUUUCCACCGCCGCAGCCACCACCACCACUACCACCACCAGAAAGGUUCUUGCAAACCAGGCUGGACUUUUUUUCGAUCACACUGUUAUAAGUUCUUUGGCCAGAGAGUAGACUUCACGAAGGCAGAGGAAAUUUGUCAGGGACGCAAUGCGCAUCUGAGUAGCAUCACUAGUUCCGAAGAGUUCACAUUUUUGGUCGACUAUUUCAAACAACAACCAAUGUUCGGAAUGUCCGCAUGGAAUAUCUUUGCAUCUCGAGGCCCAGUUUUUGGGCCAUGGGUCGGUAUCACGACAGCGAAGAAAAAAGGGAAGGUACACUUCAAGUGGCUCGACGGCUCCAAGAAUACGUACAAGCCACCCUUGGAUUCCAAACAUAUCAACGGAGCAUCUCAUGGUCGACUUGCUGCCAAAUGGGGCCAAUUCAAGCUGCGGUUUGCUGCGUCUGACUUGACGUUCCCCUUUAUCUGCAAAAAUAACGCCGAGAUAGAGGUAAAAGCUGUUAAAAAAGGUGGCCCAGCUUGUCGACAAAAAUGGAAGCAGUUCAAUGGAUACUGUUACAAGUUCUUCAAACGUCAGUUGAAGUUCUGGGCUGCAGAAAAGGACUGCAUCCGUAAGAAGUCGCACUUGACCAGUAUCCACAGCAACGAGGAGUUCGAGUUUCUUGUCAGAUUAUUUACACGCGUACAGGGUGGUCUCAAACGAGUGGGCAAUUGGCUUCACAAGGGAUUCACGCCAACAGGACCAUGGGUGGGAAUACUGAUAAAAAACGGGACAACAGGGAACACCGCCCAGUUUACCUGGACGGACGGCUCUGACACCAAAUACCGCCCACCAAUGAGUAUGGACAACAUACCCAGAGGUUCAAGAGUCGCGAGAUUGGUUGAUGUUCUUCUCGUGUAUAAAGUGAGAGAUCAUUCCGAAAACACAGAAUUUCCGUACAUUUGCAAAUAUAAAUUAGCAUCUUCGUUGAAAAACACGACUAAGAAGUUGAAGUCAAAGCAGACAAAAUCGAAGCAGAAGAAAAAGCAAUCACGCUCGACACCGACUACAACUACAGUGACACCGACAACAAGACAACUAAAAGUCCAAUGCGCUACGAAAUGGUUCCGCUACGACAACCGAUGUCACAGGUAUUUCUCCUCGAAGCUAUCUUUCUUCAAAGCAGAGGACUUCUGCAAGAAGCAAGGCGGCCACCUAAGUAGUAUCCACAGCAGAGAGGAGUACAAACUGCUGAUGACUCAAAUGCCGAAAGGAAAUCAUCCUAUCGAAAAUGCAUGGGUGGGUAUGAAGGUCCCCAAAGACCAAACGGCCGGUGACUUCAUGUGGACGGAUGGGUCUUGGAAUGACUACGCCCCUCCUGCGAAGUUCGAUGGUAAACCAGCCGGGGCGAAUGCAGCCAGACUCAUCAUUUACCGCGGGAAACGGAUGGGCUUGUAUGAUACGUUGGGGGCAACACCAUAUCCAUUCAUUUGCCAGAGGAGUCUCAAAGAUAGAAAUGGUAACACGGUGAAGUCGACCAGGACUAAGAAGCGACCAACUUUUACCUGAUGAUGACCUAAAAUUUAAAUAGAAAGUGUUGGCAAUGAUAGCAGCCUUGACAGUAAAAAAUGGCAUCAUCAAAAGAUAGAAAAGCUUUUUUCAUCCAAAUACAUGUACUGUACAUACAUUUAGCAAAGAAACAGUGUAACAUGUUUGAAAAAUGAACAUGAAAUAGUACACAAUUGCACAUACAUUGCAGCUGUAUCACCUGGCUUAGAAAAGUCAAGUCGGAGCUCUAGUUUUCUGAAUGUACACUAGAGUCCUCGAUGAGCAAUGUUGAUAAAUAAUUACAUUGUACAUGUACUUUGUCAGUCACCAAGACGUAGUAUCUUUUUAAAUUACCUGUCCCAAAUAUACAUCCCCAGUGCCAUUUA
Lineus longissimus is the source of this 1995-nucleotide messenger RNA. RefSeq names its product C-type mannose receptor 2-like. Bases 20 to 1630 code for a protein of 536 amino acids. The record is from RefSeq and is a predicted model, not a curated record. The transcript is spliced from 9 exons. Gene Ontology annotation, molecular function: signaling receptor activity. Lineage: Eukaryota; Metazoa; Nemertea; Pilidiophora; Heteronemertea; Lineidae.